AUGACUGGAGAUUUCCUCAUCUACACCACCCACCUGAACCACACCCCAGAGUAUCAUGGAUCUGUCAUUGUGAGAACGAAUGGAGCUGUCGUUCCCAUUGAGUGUCGUUAUUUUAGGAAGGGCAAUGUGAGCAGUGACCCCAUCAAGCCCACCUGGAUCCCAUUCAGCUCCACCAAGUCUGGAGAAGGGCAUCUGUCAUUCUCUCUGUGCCUAAUGAAUGGUGACUGGCUUACAGAGCACACUUCGACUGUCUACUACCUGGGUGAGCUCAUUCACAUUGAGGCCUCUGUUUCAAUGACCAACCACAUGCCCCUGAAGCUCUACAUUGACCACUGUGUAGCUACAUUGAGCCUAGACAAGGACUCCACCCCGAGAUACAGCAUCAUUGACCACAAUGGUUGCCUCCUGGACAGCAAAGCUGAGGACUCCUUUUCAACCUUUGUGUUGCCAGGAGACGAGCGGGAGCUGGACAAGCUCCGGUUUGACCUGGAUGCGUUCCGUUUCCUUGGAGAUGACCGUUCCUUGAUUUUCAUCACCUGUCACCUGAAAGUUGCUCCAGUAGAUCAGAGGGAUUCGAGGACCAAAGCUUGUACUUUCCAGAAGGUGCAGAAUGUCUGGACCCCAUUGGAGGAAUCGAGCAUUGACAUUUGUGCCUGCUGCCAUGUGGGUAACUGUGGUGCCACAAGGGAGUUGUGGUUUGGUUCCAGAGGAAGGAGAGAUCUUGUACCUCAAGCUGGUGUGGAGUCUGAGGUGGUCCUGAUCGUGGCCCUGACUGUGACAGCUGUCUCUCUGAUCUCUGCUUCAUUGCUGGCCUUGUUCCUGUACAGGAAACACAAGCAAACUCAGGUCAACCAUGACCAAAUGAUCAAUAAAAUGAUUGGAGAUUUCCUCAUCUACACCACCCACCUGAACCACACCCCAGAGUAUCAUGGAUCUGUCAUUGUGAGAACGAAUGGAGCUGUCGUUCCCAUUGAGUGUCGUUAUUUUAGGAAGGGCAAUGUGAGCAGUGACCCCAUCAAGCCCACCUGGAUCCCAUUCAGCUCCACCAAGUCUGGAGAAGGGCAUCUGUCAUUCUCUCUGUGCCUAAUGAAUGGUGACUGGCUUACAGAGCGCACUUCGACUGUCUACUACCUGGGUGAACUCAUUCACAUUGAGGCCUCUGUUUCAAUGACCAACCACAUGCCCCUGAAGCUCUACAUUGACCGCUGUGUAGCUACAUUGAGUCCAGACAAGGACUCCACCCCGAGAUACAGCAUCAUUGACCACAAUGGUUGCCUCCUGGACAGCAAAGCUGAGGACUCCUUUUCAACCUUUGUGUUGCCAGGAGACGAGCGGGAGCUGGACAAGCUCCGGUUUGACCUGGAUGCGUUCCGUUUCCUUGGAGAUGACUGUUCCUUGAUUUUCAUUACCUGUCAUCUGAAAGUUGCUCCAGUAGAUCAGAGGGAUUCCAGGACUAAAGCUUGUACUUUCCAGAAGGUGCAGAAUGUCUGGACCCCAUUGGAGGAAUCGAGCAUUGACAUUUGUGCCUGUUGCCAUGUGGGUAACUGUGGUGCCACAAGGGAGUUGUGGUUUGGUACCAGAGGAAGGAGAGAUCUUAGUGAAGUUGGAUUGAAGUGGGAGGGUGAGGCCUCACUUGGACCCCUGCUGAUUCUGGAUACUGAUGUGACCAAGCUGGCAACAGAGUCCCUGAAUGAGGCUGAGCGAAGGAUGCAGGAGAGGUCUCCAGGUGGUGUGGAGUCUGAGGUGGUCCUGAUCGUGGCCCUGACUGUGACAGCUGUCUCUCUGAUCUCUGCUUCAUUGCUGGCCUUGUUCCUGUACAGGAAACACAAGCAAAGUCAGGUCAACCAGUGA
Carcharodon carcharias (great white shark) is the source of this 1851-nucleotide messenger RNA. RefSeq names its product zona pellucida sperm-binding protein 3-like. Gene Ontology annotation, cellular component: extracellular matrix. The transcript is spliced from 15 exons. Gene Ontology annotation, biological process: binding of sperm to zona pellucida; egg coat formation; positive regulation of acrosome reaction. The record is from RefSeq and is a predicted model, not a curated record. Gene Ontology annotation, molecular function: acrosin binding. NCBI's taxonomy places the organism in Eukaryota, Metazoa, Chordata, Chondrichthyes, Lamniformes, Lamnidae. Bases 1 to 1851 code for a protein of 616 amino acids.